AUGCCAGAACGCAAAGCCAUACCGCCUCACCUCCAACGCAAGCUCAAUGGCUCUGCCGCGUCCGCCACAUCAUCAGCGCCACCAGCAUCACCGGCGUCCGCUAACGACGAGCACGCACUUGUGUUAAGCAUCGCUAACAUUGAGGAGAGGUCACCGACACCCAUCACCACCGUCUCGUCGGUUUCCGCCGGCCUUCAGAACAACUUCACGCCUACGGAAAUGAUCCAGCACGAUCUGAUCAACAGACUACGCCUCCAAGUUGAGCACCUCUCCGUCAAGUGUGAUGCUCUAAAAGAGGAGAACGCGCAACUGAAGCAGGCGGUGGAGGAGCUGGAGCUUCACGCGAACGGCGAACCGAUGGGAGACCACCAGCCACGGAAUCUCGUUGGGUAUGAGUCAUCCGAUGAUGGCAAUCCUCAAGAGGCCGAGACCAAAGGCAAUCUCUCCGAGGAGAUCGGCAACCAAAUUGCGGUCAUUCUCAACAGACACGAGGAUAGACUCGCCAGUCUGGAGGCUCGGUUCAUCGAGAAGAUGGCCCCCACUCAAGGUACUGUCGACGAUACCAAGAUCCCGAUGGCGAACGGCACUUUCCCAGGUCUCCUGCCGGGUGGCGAUGGCUCAUUGGCAAAGAAUGUGAGCGACUUGGAGCAGACUGUUGAGUCGGGUCAACACCAGGUCAACGUGCACCAUCUCGCACUUCAAGAUCUUCAAGAUUGGCGCAACCAGAUCGAGAACCAAGAAUUCAAGGCUUCAGAUAAGUCUACAGACGCCCCAGCACUGCAGUAUGAUGCAGACUUCCAGGCCAGAAGUGAACGCAGACUCGAGCAGGAAGGCCGCAUCGACAACGCGUACACCCGUGAGGAGCUUCUUCAGCACUAUGUGGAGCUUUGCCAACUCAUCACUCACUACCAUGACGAUGGCAACUUCAGAGGCACCGAAGAUGAGCUCUGGGCUCUGCGCGAGCGUGUGGUCAUGAAUCUCGCCACGUUCGAUGCUCGUGAGAAGGCGCUGGAGGAGGCGCGGAAGUGGAUGGAGUACAAUGCAUAG
Fulvia fulva is the source of this 1047-nucleotide messenger RNA. RefSeq lists its product as uncharacterized. The record is from RefSeq and is a predicted model, not a curated record. The coding region runs from base 1 to 1047 and encodes 348 amino acids. Lineage: Eukaryota; Fungi; Ascomycota; Dothideomycetes; Mycosphaerellales; Mycosphaerellaceae. The transcript has 3 exons.